Eublepharis macularius is the source of this 3031-nucleotide messenger RNA. It is a transcript of the gene MYRFL, whose product is annotated as myelin regulatory factor like. Gene Ontology annotation, cellular component: nucleus; endoplasmic reticulum membrane. The transcript is spliced from 25 exons. Gene Ontology annotation, molecular function: DNA-binding transcription factor activity; sequence-specific DNA binding. Lineage: Eukaryota; Metazoa; Chordata; Lepidosauria; Squamata; Eublepharidae. The record is from RefSeq and is a predicted model, not a curated record. The coding region runs from base 229 to 2925 and encodes 898 amino acids. Gene Ontology annotation, biological process: positive regulation of DNA-templated transcription; protein autoprocessing.
GCACCUAUUCUGGUGUUCUGUAGCUGUAAGAAGUAGCUUUUAGCCCCAAAGGUGUGGCAAAUAAACCCCUAACUCGACAUUUGAAAGUGUGAAAUUCUAUGUAAAAUAGCCAGUGUCUGGCUGAUUAGGAUGAGGCAAUGGAUUUUCAAACAGCUUAAUUAUCGUAACUAGCUGAGCAAGUCCGAAUGCUCUGAAUUCUUGAGAAAGCUGCUUUUUCUCCUCUUGCCCAUGGAUGUAGUGGAUGAAAAUGAGGCCCUACAACAGUUCUUUGAAGGACAAGAUGUGCUUAGAACAUUGGAGAAUGCAGAUACAAGUAUGUUGGAAGAAUUUGUAGGUUGUGAGUUUGAACUGUUUGGAACUGGGCCAAGCAAGCUACCAGACUCACCACCAGAUUCUGGAUCAGAGCCAUGUUCACCACCAUCGUCCAAAGAUGCAUCUUAUUCUAUUUCCUGCUGUACUGGAAUGCAGCCGCCACCAUCUUUCCCAUCCUUAGGAUGCGCCAGUACAUUCCCUUGCAUGUUUUUGGAGGCUUCUUCUAAGAUGAAUGCUAACGGGCAAGUCUGUGGUGCCCACCAAGAUUGCAAUCUGAAGACAGGCAAUGCUGUAACACUCUGGAAUAAUUUUAUGCCUUCCACACACCGUUCUUUUAAUUAUUCUCAUCCAGCAUUAAGGGAAUCUCUCAACCCAAGCCUCUCCUUGAUGUCUAAAAAGAGAAAAUGCUCUGAGAUGCUGGAGGACUCUCUUGAAUUUCCAGCAUGCACUGACAGGGCCGGACUAAUGACUGUUAAGGAUUCUUCUUCCUACACGCAAGAAUACGACAGUGAUGGGCAGAACUCAGCAUCUGCUGAGAAAUGCUAUCGGUCCCUAGCAUGGCAACCAUACCGAAUACCUUCUUGGAGCUGCCUUUUAAACCACAAUUAUGAAAAACUCCUAGAUGUGGGAUAUCACGUUGUCGCAAACAAAGGAUUUAAUUUUUCAGCAGCAGAUGAUGCUUUUGUUUGUCAGAAGAAAAACCAUUUCCAGAUCACGGUCUGCAUUCGUGUUGUUGGAAAUCCAAAAUUUGUCAAAACCAGUUUGGGACUGAAACCUGUAGAAAGCUUUUACUUGAAGGCAUUUGGCAUUCAGAUGGAAGCACCCAAUCAAGUGAUUGUAAUUGAACAAUCUCAGUCUGACCGAACCAAACGACCUUUCUAUCCAUUUAAAGUUGAUCUUCCAGAAGACCAGGUCACCAAAGUAACACUGGCAAGGCUGCAUUUUAGUGAAACUACAGCAAAUAAUAUGAGAAAGAAAGGGAAACCUAACCCUGAUCAAAGAUACUUCAAGUUGGUGGCUGGAUUAUAUGCUGUCAGUCAAGAACAGUUUUAUUUGGUGACUGCUCAUGUCUCCGAAAAGAUAAUUGUCAGGGCCUCAAACCCUGGGCAGUUUGAGAAUGACAGUGAUCUGCUCUGGCAGCGAGGGCAUGUUCCAGACUCUGUCAUCUGUCAUGGUCGAGUAGGAAUUAACACAGAUGCACCAGAUGAAGCCCUGGUCGUCGGUGGAAACAUGAAAGUGAUGGGGGCAGUCAUGCAUCCUUCUGACCGUCGAGCCAAACAGAAUAUCCAAGAGGUUGAUACACAUGAGCAGCUAAGAAGAAUAGCACAAAUGAGGCUGGUUGAAUAUGACUACAAGCCUGAGUUUGCAUCUGUAAUGGGAAUUAAUCAGACACACGAAACAGGAGUGAUAGCCCAGGAAGUUCAACAACUUCUUCCAAGAGCCAUAAGAGAAGCUGGAGACUUUACAUGUGAAAAUGGAGAGAGAGUUGAUCAUUUCCUCAUGGUUGACAAGGAUCAAAUUUUUAUGGAGAAUGUGGGUGCAGUUAAGCAGCUCUGCAAGUUAACAAACAAUCUUGAAGUUAGGAUAGACGAGUUGGAAGCAUGGAAUAAAAACCUUGACAAAAUGAAACGGAUAAACAGUUCAAAGUCAACAACCAGUGAAAAGAACUCAGGGAGGAAAUUUGGCCAGGCUGCUUCUUGGAUACCCUCACGAAAAUCAGUUCCCACAAACCCUGGCAAGGUGUGUUUUCCAAUGAAGAAACAGUCAUGGUCCAGUACCAGAAUUUUCCAGAUGACUGUAAUUGCUUUGGUUGCUGUUAUGGCACUCUGUGUGAUGACGAUGUCCACCCUUUAUGUACUUAGCAUACCUGAGCAAGACAUUGUCUAUCCCGAAUACAGCAAUUCAACUAGUGUGAUGUCAGUGCCUCCAUCCACCACCCUUACAGUGACCAGAUACAGCACAGUGUCCUCAACUCUCAAACCUACCGCCAUUAUACCUGAAGUGAAUUUCUGUGGUAUUUUGCCAUGUCAUAAAACUUAUUGCUGUCCACUUCAUCAGGCAGUAAGAAAAAAUCUAAGUUAUCAGAAGAAGACAAAUGUGGAGAGGAAUAAAAGAAAAGGACUAUUGGAACAAAACUGGAUUGAGAAGCCUGACCUUGGAAAUGACUGGAUUGAUACAACAAUCAUAUCUAUGCAGAUCUUACAGACACAGCAGAAAAUUGAUCAGCGGUAUUGCAAUAAAAAUCUGCAAUGCAGAUCUGGAAACUACAGUUACUUUGUUCCCAUUAACAAAUACACACCCAUCAAGGUAAAAAUUUCCCUGGAAAUCAAUACAACAGAGCCAUUGAUUAUCUUUCAAUGUAAAACCAUCUAUGGGAAUCCUUGUUCAUACCAUCCUCAAACCCAAACCUUCAAACGCAAGAAGAAGGAAGCCUUUCAGGAAACCACACAGGGGUUCCAACAUAUUUGGGAUCUUCCUGUAGCUUCCAUGUAUGACAGUGUAUAUCAUUUUCGUGUUGCUGCUCCAGAUCUUGCAGACUGUUCAACAGACCCGAACUACGCUGGGAUAUUUUUCACUGAUUAUUUCUUCUAUUUUUAUCGCAAAUGUAACUAAAAGGCUAACUUUCCCUUUUCCUGAAAAAAGUAUGCCUAUGUGGAGAAACACCUGUGGUGUCACCAAGAACUUCAUUGUCAGAUUAUUUUUUCCGAGUAGACUAAAG